UUGUGUUGCAGUGAGGGGAAGAUGGCGGAGUCUGAGGAGCCGAAAGCGGGUCCUUGUACUUUUCUUUUCAAAAAAUCUACAAAGAAAUUCUCCGGACGAAAGAGAAAAGCAAGCGACAGCGACAAAGAUGGCAACAGCGAUGAGGAUCAGAGCUCUGUGGUCAGAAAGGGAAAGAAGGACACUCGAGUCAACCCCAUGAUUCAAAGGACAAAGAAGGUGGAGAAAGAUGAAACAUCUUCCAGUGAAGGUGAAGGAGACAAAGAGGAGAAGAAGGUCACUGUUGCCUACAAGUCCACGCGGUCAGCAAAAGCGGAGGGACCCGAUGACAUGGGUGCCACUGCUACAUACGAGCUGGACACGGACCGAGACAACGACGCUCAGGCGAUCUUUGAGAGGAGUCAGAAAAUCCUCGAGGAACUGGAGGGUAAAGAAGACGAUAAAAUCUACCGUGGCAUCAACAACUACCAAAAAUUCAUCAAGCCCAAAGAUACCACCAUGGGCAACGCCUCCUCUGGCAUGGUCAGAAAAGGACCAAUCCGAGCCCCUGAACAUCUGAGAGCCACAGUCAGGUGGGACUACCAGCCGGACAUCUGCAAAGACUACAAGGAGACUGGUUUCUGUGGUUUUGGAGACAGCUGCAAGUUCCUCCACGACAGAUCGGACUACAAACAUGGCUGGCAGAUUGAGCGGGAACUGGAAGAGGGCCGAUACGGAGCCAAUGACGAGGAGAACUACGAGGUGAGCAGCGACGAUGAGGAUUUGCCCUUUAAGUGCUUCAUCUGCAGGGAGUCCUUCAAGAAUCCCAUCAUCACAAAGUGUAAGCACUACUUCUGCGAGACCUGUGCUCUUCAGCAUUACCGCAAGUCCCAGCGUUGCUAUGUGUGCAACACUCAAACCAACGGUGUCUUUAACCCCGCUAAGGACUUAAUGGCCAAGAUCGAGAAACGUAACGCCGCAGCAGACCAGCCGCCGUCAGAUGAGGAGGAAGAUUAGCAGCAUCUGAACCUUCUUCAACCCUCCCCUUAUGUGUUUGUGUAUGUCAAUUUGGAAUAAAGUAACUUGUUUUUGUUUUUUAAGACUUAACUGCCUCGAUGUGUGUGGUACCAUCAAGUUAAACCAUGAAAGUGAACAACGUUUAUUGUUAAAAGUCAAGCUUGACAUUUUUGCAACACUGAGCUUUCAAAUGUCCACAUGCAGACAAAACAAGCAACAAUGCAACAUUCACUUCUCGCAUAAGUAACAUCACGCCCCGGAGCAAGUUCAAGAGAAUACAAACUGCGAAGCUCUGAAGGUUAAACUUAAAACAGAUGUCAUGCUUAACCUCUGUGCAACAAAAGAGACAUGGAGAGCAUGAGAUGGAGUUUACACUUCAACACGGGCGGAGAGUUAGGAAAUGCGUACAACAUUCUGUUAAUUUAGCUGACCCGUGGGAGAAGCUUUCCAUCUGCAGAAGGCUGACUGAGCUGUGAGGACUGGUGUUCACCCUUAUGGUGGUUUCACUGAGCAGAUGGGCUACGUGCAGAGAGGUAGAGUACCCCCCCUCUGAAUGUUUAGUAGCAGUUUCCCACAGAUCCAUUUUAUGAGAAUCUUUAGGUCUCGGCUACAUCUACACCCACAGAUUCUCCUCUGAAUCCUCAGCAGCAGCACGAGGAAUAGAGGAGUUGUGUUUUGUAAACGUGUGUGUGUGUGAAAAAUAGAGAGGCCAUCAGUGCAAUGCAAGAGUCUGAACAUAUCUAGGGAACAUAAGCGUGUGUGAGAGACUCCAAAAAAGAGGCAAAAUGGCUGCUGGCUUUCAACCUUUGUCUGAGAACAGCGACUCCUUUUAGUUUGAGAUUUAAAUUAUUUACAAGGGGACCAAUACAAAAACACAUCUCGUCCAGUACGCUCAGAGAGUUUCCCAUCCAAAUCCCAUGAGCGUCUCUCCGCCUCGUCCUCCACCGUCAGAAGUCCCAGUCGUCCACAUCCAGGUGGCUGAGACCCGACUCCAGACUGGCCAGUCCAGAGUGGGAGUCCUGCGGCUGGGAGCCGUCGAAGCUGGUGAUUGGGGUCACGGGCCGCAACAGCUCAGGCAGCGCCUCUGAGGGCCGGCGUUUGAUCUGAGGAGGGGGGAAAUAAAAAAAUACAUUUGGAGGACCAUCUUUAAAUCUUACUUUUUUUAAUGUCAACACACAGUAAAUGUGCAAAAACAAAGGUGUUCUGUAUUCUUAAUACCACAAAGUCCUGUUUCAACUAGAAUGAUAUUUUACACACCUGUUUGAAGAAUGGAUGACCUAUGAGAGUGGUGGCAGACGG
Molecule: messenger RNA, 2292 nt
Organism: Anarrhichthys ocellatus (wolf-eel)
Lineage: Eukaryota; Metazoa; Chordata; Actinopteri; Perciformes; Anarhichadidae
Gene: rnf113a
Product: ring finger protein 113A
Exons: 10
Coding region: 22-993 (323 amino acids)
Biological process (GO): snoRNA splicing
Cellular component (GO): U2-type spliceosomal complex
Molecular function (GO): metal ion binding
Source: RefSeq, a predicted model, not a curated record